AUGCCUCCCAGGAUACCCAUCCGGGUGGCGCUGCCACGCCUCGCCGCGGUCAACCGCCCGGCCCUCCUCCUCCCACACAUCCCCCAGCGAGGCAUCAAGUACGGCUGGUCGACGGCGCCGCCGCGGUCCAAGCACAAGCGCUUCAACCAGCCAAACUCGGGGCUGCCCGCGCUGACGACGGGCCCGGCGGCGGCGCUCAAGCGGCGCGAGAACACGACGCCGCUGCGGACGGGCGUGCUGGCCAUCAAGAAGGGCAUGACGAGCAUCUUCCAGGGCAAGACGCGGGUGGCGUGCACGGUGCUGCAGCUGGACCAGGUGCAGGUGGUCGCCAACAAGACGCGCGAGAAGCACGGCUACUGGGCGGUGCAGGUCGGGCUGGGCGCCAGGCAGGGCCGCAACGUGACGAGCCCGAUGCUGGGCUACUACGAGGCCAAGGGCAUCGCGCCCAAGGCCGAGCUGGCCGAGUUCAAGGUGCGCGGCGAGGAAGGGCUGUUGCCCGUCGGCGCGCAGCUGCUGCCGGACUGGUUCCAGCUGGGCCAGCACGUCGACGUGCGCGCGCGGUCGAGGGGCAUGGGCUUCGCCGGAGGCAUGAAGCGCCACGGCUUCGCGGGCCAGGAGGCGUCGCACGGAAACUCCAAGAACCACCGGACGAUUGGCUCGACGGGCCCCUCGCAGGGCAGCGGAAGCCGUGUGCUGCCCGGCAAGAAGAUGCCCGGGCGCAUGGGCAACGAGUUCCGGACGGUGCAGAACCUCAAGGUGCUCAAGGUGGACAACGAGCUGGGCGUCGUGCUCGUCAGCGGGCCGAUCCCGGGCCCCAAGGGCCGCAUUGUGCGGCUGCAGGACGCCAAGAAGAGGAAGGCUCCUGCGCUGCAGCACAGGGACAAGGCGCGCGAGGAGUUGAGUCAGAGACAGCCUGAUUUGCAGCAGAGGUUGGAGCAGGCGAGGUUGAGGCAUCUGGAUAUGCAGGCCCAGCGGAGGGCGCACAUGGCGGAGUUGUAA
Messenger RNA from Trichoderma reesei QM6a, 999 nucleotides. RefSeq lists its product as uncharacterized. The transcript has a single exon. NCBI's taxonomy places the organism in Eukaryota, Fungi, Ascomycota, Sordariomycetes, Hypocreales, Hypocreaceae. The coding region runs from base 1 to 999 and encodes 332 amino acids. The record is from RefSeq and is a predicted model, not a curated record. Gene Ontology annotation, molecular function: structural constituent of ribosome. Gene Ontology annotation, biological process: translation. Gene Ontology annotation, cellular component: mitochondrial large ribosomal subunit; ribosome.